AUGAAUGCACUUUUCGAAAAGUCUUGCAACAAAACUGGUGACAACACUCCAGCCAUCUGUAGUGAACAAAACCCCCUCUACCAGAUUGGUACUGCCCCUCAUAUUCAAUUUGAUAAACAAAAAAAGAUGAUUGUCCAGCCCAAGUUCAAAAUCCAUAGUGAAAAGGAUGCUAAAGUUUACCCAAACACAUUGAUUAAGGUAGCUAGCAGGAAUUGCAAAGCUGCGGCUGCCUCUGCAAUGCACUUAAUUGAAACAAAGAUGUUCAAUAAAGGGAACAUCAAUGAUUUGGUCAAGUGUUUAUUUGGAAAGUCUCUCAAUGACUUCAAAGGUAUGUGCCAUGAUAUCUGCAAGGAGUAUGAGCCUGGCAUGCACCAAAAUUAUAUGGUUCUCAGCAGCAAUAUGGCUCCGCACUUGAGAUGGAUUGGCCAAGUUGGUUGUGAAAAAGUCUUCCUUGUUGAUUAUUCAACCUGGCAGGCUUUUGUGGAUUUACUUGCAAAAACCACUACACAUAAGGGCUUGGUGACUACUUGUACCAAAAAUGCAAAGGAAAAAGCCAAGAAAGCUGCUCAGACCACAGCUUCACAGCAAUUCAUUGCAUCAGCCAGCAUUGCCACUGUGGCAGAAGCGCAGGCACCAGUGCGCUGCCCGCUGCUGAUUCCAGGCGUGCCAUGGGUCCGCUGCGUUGCCAAGCGGUGCGGUGCAGAACUCGUUGCACACAUCGGUGCUCAGGCGCUGCACACCGUCACGCUGCAUUGCGCUGCACGCACUAAUGCCGCACCAACCCGACCUCAGUCUCCUUCAACUGAAGAGACUGAUGCCAAUCCACCAAUUCCCGCUACUCCGCGUCAAUCCAGCCGACCACCGGUUGUCCGUAGAGACACCAACAUGUGUGCCCCAUCGCCUGAUAGCCGCCGUGCACUGCCGACUCGGAACCCUAUCUGUACACCCAAAAGCAACACAACUUCAGUUGUAUCAAGUCCAUCGACUGUGCGUGCUUCCAAGACUAACAAACGUAAGGGACUCGGACAAGAAGCUGAAAAAGGACAACAAGAACCAUCCUCUGAUGCGACAAUAUCCAAGGAGAUGGAAGUCAAUCUUGCUCAGGACUCUGAUAACGAACCAUUGCAUGGAAAAGAAGAUGUAAUCACUGGUACUCUCCCAACCAUCAAUGAGGAGUGUGAAGACAAAGUGGCGAUAGUGAUUGAUGAUACUGAAUCAGUCAAUUCUGAAAUACUAACUUCGGCUCCAUCGAAUGCGGUUGAAGAUCAUGACAAAGAAGAAAUACCUGAGGAAGCCGCCGAAAUCGAAUAUGACGAGGAUGCUGAGGAUGCACUAGAUUUAGAAGAUGCCAAGCUUGACCGGUUAGAAGAUGAGGAGUUAGCUGCGAUUGAGAAUGAAGGAGAUGCUUACUCAGCUGCAGACCGAGCUGCUGAGCUUACUACCAAACACAAGAACAAGCAUCGAAUACUGACCUUGAUGACAAAUGUUAUAGAUGCGCUUCUUAAAGCUGACCUUGACAAGGUUAAAGGGAGCGGCUCUCGACGUCGUGCUAGUGGUAAACCUUGCAGAUAUUUUCAUGAAAUAUGUUUCUCGCCAAGCGACUGGGACACUAUUGAGGAAGUCAACUCUGAGCUCAAGCUCGAGGCCGAGAAGUUACAAGCUCAAUCAAUCGAUAUUUCUACAUCAGAGCCUGACAGUACGGGCUUAGAUAGCGCACCAUCAGAUGUAUGGAAUGGCUACUCGCAACACCCCUCCCUGAAUGUACAAAUAUCUUACAAUGAUGAAGAAGUCUUGUGUAUUUCACAAGGCAACAAAAGUCAAAAACUGAGUCAAGAUGUGAUCCUCCAAAAUGUAGCUCAACUUGUUGCCAAACUUCCAUAA
Melampsora larici-populina 98AG31 is the source of this 1881-nucleotide messenger RNA. RefSeq lists its product as uncharacterized. The transcript is spliced from 11 exons. NCBI's taxonomy places the organism in Eukaryota, Fungi, Basidiomycota, Pucciniomycetes, Pucciniales, Melampsoraceae. The record is from RefSeq and is a predicted model, not a curated record. Bases 1 to 1881 code for a protein of 626 amino acids.